Molecule: messenger RNA, 857 nt
Organism: Armigeres subalbatus
Lineage: Eukaryota; Metazoa; Arthropoda; Insecta; Diptera; Culicidae
Product: larval cuticle protein A2B-like
Exons: 2
Coding region: 148-750 (200 amino acids)
Cellular component (GO): extracellular matrix
Source: RefSeq, a predicted model, not a curated record
GGACGGACAUGAAACCGGAAAACCAAAUGCGCGGUGCGAUCUAAAAUUUGGCUUACCACUUGGUAUAAAUUGGCCGAAAUCGUUUGAUUAGGACACAGUUCAAUCGAUUGUCCAGUGCUGUAAACAACAUCCCUUUUUCAAAUCAAAAUGGCAUUCAAGUUCUUGACCUUCUGCGCCCUGGUGGCCGUUGCCCGUGCUGGAGUUCUCGCCCCAGUUUCUUACUCUGCCCCUCUGGCCUACGCCGCCCCAGUGACCAAGGUCGUUGCCGCUGCUCCAGUUCUGCACAAGACCGUCGUCGCCGAUGAGUACGACCCGAACCCCCAGUACUCCUACAGCUACGGAAUCUCCGAUGCCCUGACCGGUGACCACAAGUCCCAGCAGGAAUCCCGCAACGGAGAUGCCGUCCAGGGAUCUUACUCGCUGGUUGAUGCCGAUGGUUUCAAGCGCACCGUUGAGUACACCGCUGAUCCAGUCCAUGGAUUCAAUGCCGUCGUCCACCGUGAGCCACUGACCACCAAGGUUGUUGCCCCAGUUACCAAGGUCGUUGCCGCUGCCCCAGUCGCUUAUGCCGCUCCAGUCGCCAAGGUCGCCUAUGCCGCUCCAGUCGCCAAGGUCGCCUAUGCUGCCCCAGUCGCCUACGCUGCCCCAGUCACCAAGUACGUCGCUCAGCCAGCCGUCUACGCUGCCCCAGCUGUGACGAAGACCGUCGUAGCCCAGCCAGCCUACGGAGCCUAUGCCUACCACCACUAAGUCAAUCGAUUCUGAACAUGUCACCACCCUACCUGAAGCUCCCCUGUAUAUAACCGAAUAGAUUAAUUUCUGAUUAUAAACCAAAAAUACACAUACAGAAGCACAAA